CCAGGAGAAAGCUGCCACGUCACUGCCUAUUUCCUGCUUUCGUUGCGGCCCCCCGCCCACCAGCGCCGAAGAGUUUCCCGGCAGCAGUGCCUGGGCUGUAGUUCAGCGGAAGGAGGUCGAGGUGGGAGCGACGAGCGACCAAGUUGCUUGGCUGGUUGACUGUUUUCCCGUUGCUCGUCAACAUUCCCUUAGUUUCUGGAAAGUUAAGGGAUUCUUCUGGGAAGCUCCGGAGUAAAGCUCUCUACAUUGACCUAUUUGUUUGGAAAACGAUUCCUUCCUUUUCGAUUCUUCCAUUUUUCUGAACCAAAUGAGCAAGGCAUAGCAUGGGAAAUAAUAGGGCAGACUGGUAUGAACUGUUGGUGACCGAGGUAACUUUGCUUGUUAUUGGGAAAACGACAAGAAGACUAUUUUCCCUUUAACAACCAUACUGUAAAUAUUUGUGCUUGUUUGCUGGGUAGUUUUCUUUGAUUUACAUAAGGCAGAAAUCCCAGCUCAGGCAGAUAAGGGUUUGGUGAGUUUUAUUUCCAAGGAAAUGUGUGGAAAGUUGGCAGACUUAAGCAUUGUCUCCUGUGGACAACCAGCACUAAACUAUUCCUGAUAACAGAACAACAGGAACAUUUCCUUUGCUAUGACUGUAUAGAGAAUUGUUACCAAUGUUAAUGAAUAUUGAAUCUGUAGUAGUAACAGCCUUGUCAAGGAAAUAUGUAUUAUGUACUCUGCCCUUAUCUACAAGGCUUAAAAAGAAUUAUCUAUUUUUAAAUUCGACUAUUACUCCUUUGCACACAUAAGUAUUUUCUGAUCUUAAAACCAGCAGUCUGGUUGGAGGAAAAGCGUCCAUUUAUGGAUAAUUAGACAGGAAGAAAGAAAGUGAUUUGGGGCAAUAUCCUGGGCCCAAGUGUUGAGCAGCAGUUUGUCAUUAAAGAAAGUCUACAUCUAGUAGGAUUUUGAGAUAGUUAGAAUCUGCCAUUUUAAAAAGUGUGCAUAAAGGAAGUUCUUCAGCUAUGGGAUCUGCUUCAUCUUUGGUUAAUCCAAUGGUCACUGUUGGGGAGGUGAUUGAAGAUCCAUAUGAGGGAGUGGGUGGUGAGGCCUGCGAAAUUCCUGUUGAAGUAAAGCCCAAAGCCCGUCUUCUGCGUAGUUCUUUUCGACGGGUAGGUGCAUCUCGCCCUGGAGGCCUCAUUGGCGCAAGCUUCAAGUCUACUGCUUCUGUACAAGAGCUGGAUUGCAUGGCAGAGUAUGAACGCCUGAAAAAAGAAUAUGAGAUAUUUCGCAUUAGCAAGAACAAUGAGGUGGCUGCCAUGAUGAAGAAAGAAGCCAAGCUGGACAAAGAAAACAAGCGCUUGAGGGCAGAGCUUCAGGCACUUCAGAAAACAUAUCAGAAAAUCCUCAGAGAAAAGGAAAGUGCUGUAGAGGCCAAAUAUCAAGCUAUGGAAAGAGCAGCUACAUUUGAACAUGAUCGUGACAAAGUCAGGAGGCAGUUCAAAAUUUUCAGAGAAACCAAGGAAAAUGAAAUUCAGGAUCUACUGAGGGCCAAGCGAGAGCUUGAAGCAAAACUUCAGAGGUUGCAAGCUCAGGGUAUCCAAAUAGUUGAUUCUGAAGAAUCAGAUUCGGAUGACAGCUGUACAGAAAUUACUGCUGCUGGAGGUCAGACAGAAUAUUGGAUGGGAGGAGCCUUGGGAAGCGAGCCUUCCAUGGGCAGCAUGAUGCAGCUUCAGCAGUCUUUUAGAGGACCCGAGUUUGCACAUAGUUCCAUAGAUGUGGAAGGACCAUUUGCAAAUGUCAAUAGAGAUGAUUGGGAUGCAGCUGUUGCCAGUUUAUUGCAAGUCACUCCUUUGUUUUCCCACUCUUUGUGGAGUAACACAGUAAGAGUGUAUCUCAUUAACACUGAAGAGACUCAGUUGGAAGUAGACAUUUUCAUAAAGAAAUACUCUCCAAAACUUCAGAAAUAUUGUGAGAUGAUGGAGUAUUUUUUUCAAGUUGUCUAUUUUCCAGUAGAAAAUGAGAGCUGUCUACAUGCUGUAAGGAAAUGGGAAAUUGAGAAAAGUUCUCUAACAAUUUUAUUUUUACAUUUAAAUCUGCCAAGGCAUCUACUGGAUGAGUGUGAAGAAGCCUUUUUGAAAAACCCUGAAGGAAAACCUCGGCUCAUUUACCACCGACUAGAAGAUGGUCAAGUCAGUUCAGAUUUGGUGCAGCAAUUAAUUGAGCAAGUUCAUUUUGUGAAUAAAGCAAAGAUCAUCAACCAUACGGGAGGAUUAGAGGAAGGAGCAUAUGAAGUAUAUAGUUACGUGGAAAAGAUUAUAAAGCAGGAUAUAUUGGUCUGUGAAGUUUCACAUAUAGAAAAGAAAGAUGUGGCUGAUAAUGGUGACUCUUCAGUUCCUGAAGAGGAACUGUUUGGAGACUUGCUAUGGGAUGCACAUGAUGAACAAGAACAAAUGGAGGCUUUCCAGCAGGCAUCUAAUUCAACAUGUGAACUAGGAUUUGACAAAUAUUAUGAAAGUCUGAACGAUUUGGUGGCAGCCCCUGCACCAAUUCCACCCCUCCUUGUAACUGGAGAGUCAGGCUCCGGAAAAUCUCUCCUUUUAUCAAAAUGGAUUCAGUUACAGCAGAAGCAUUCUCCAAAUACACUCAUUCUCUAUCAUUUUGUUGGAAAACCAAUGUCGAGCAGUUCGGAGCCUAUACUGAUUCUCAAACGUCUCACUUUAAAGCUUAUGCAAAAUUCCUGGUCAGUUUCACCUACUUCAUUGGAACCAGCUAAAUUAUUAGAAGAAUUUCCUCGUUGGUUAGAGAAACUUUCUGCUCACCAACAAGGCAGCAUUAUAAUCAUUAUUGAUUCAGUUGAUCGGAUACAGCAAACUGAAAAGCAUAUGAAGUGGCUGAUUGAUCCACUGCCAGUGAAUGUAAGAGUUGUGGUAUCUGUGAAUGUUGAAAGUUGUCCACAAGCUUGGAGGCUGUGGCCUACCCUUCAUCUUGAACCAUUAACUGUCAGCUAUGUAAAAUACCUGAUUAAUGAAGAAUGCAAAAGCGCAAGUCUGAAGCUGACCAAAGAACAGGAGAAGAAGCUUGAGAAACACAGUAAUUCUACUUCAACAUGCACUGCCCUCUAUGUCACUCUUUUGGGCAGAAUGAUGGCUGGCACCAAAAGCACAGAAGAUAUUGAUGAACUUCUACAGAGGUGUUUUGAGUGCCAGAAUGUGAUGGCUCUUUACCAGCUAGUUUUGAGAUCAGUUGAAGAGUCUUUGAAAAGUGAAAAGGAGAAAAGGCUCAUGAAAGAGGUUCUAUGCCUCAUCAGUGUCAGUCACAAUGGAAUCAGUGAAUCAGAACUCAUGGAACUCUGCCCUGAGCUAUCGUGGGAAAUGCUGGCCUCCUUAAUUUACAGUAUGCACAAAAUGUGCAUUUUGACAUAUAGAUGUGGUUUGUUAAGGUUUCAGCAUCUUCAGGCUUGGGAUACAGUGAAAUUAGAAUAUAUAGAAGGAAGUCAGAAUGGUUUUGCUUCUCACAGAGAAAAGUUGAUAGACUACUUUACCAGGCAAUUGAGUGAAGAAAGAGUGACAUGGAGGAGUGCAGAUGAAUUACCCUGGUUGUUUCAGCAACAAGGAGACAAGCAGAAGUUACAUAAAUGCUUAUUGAAUCUCUUUAUAUCUCAGAAUCUUUAUAAAAGGGGACAUUUUGCAGAACUACUCAAUUAUUGGCAGCUUCUUGGAAAAGAUAAGAGCUCCAUGGCAGUAGAAUAUUUUAGUUCUCUAAAGUUAUAUGAGAAAAAUUGUGAUGGAGAAGAAAGCAUGAUCUCUUUGGCUGAUCUUUAUGAGACCCUGGGACGAUUUCUUAAAGACCUAGGUCUUCUCAGCCAGGCAAUUGCUCCAUUGCAGCGCUCCCUGGAGAUUCGAGAAACUGCCCUUGAUCCAGAUCAUCCCAGAGUGGCCCAGUCACUACAUCAGUUAGCUAGUGUUUAUGUGCAAUGGAAGAAAUAUGGCAAUGCUGAGCAGUUAUAUAAACAAGCACUUGAAAUUUCUGAAAAUGCUUAUGGAUCUGAUCAUCUCAGGGUAGCUCGUGAACUUGAUGCUCUGGCAACUUUAUAUCAGAAGCAGAACAAAUUUGAACAGGCUGAACAUCUUAGGAAGAAAUCCUUCAAGAUUCAGCAAAAAACUGCAAGACAGAAAGGCAGUCUGUAUGGAUUUGCUCUUCUUCGUCAACGAUCUUUGCAGCUGGAAGAGCUGACUUUAGGUAAAGAUACCUCAGAUAAUGCUCGUACACUUAAUGAGCUUGGAGUUCUCUACUAUCUUCAGAAUAAUCUGGAGACAGCAGAACUUUUCUUGAAACGCUCUUUGGAAAUGAGAGAACGGGUUCUUGGAGCCAGUCACCCUGAUUGUGCCCAGUCACUGAACAAUUUAGCAGCUCUCAACAAUGAAAAGAAAAACUAUUACAAAGCAGAGGAAUUGUAUGAGCGAGCUUUAAACAUCAGAAGACGAGCAUUAGCACCUGACCAUCCUUCUUUGGCUUACACUGUGAAACAUCUAGCUGUGCUUUACAAAAAGCUGGGAAAGCUUGAUAGAGCUGUUCCUUUGUAUGAGCUUGCUGUUGAAAUCAGACAAAAAUCCUUCGGUCCAAAACAUCCAAGUGUGGCUACUGCUUUAGUAAAUCUGGCAGUUCUUUAUUGUCAAAUGAAAAAACAUCAGGAAGCAUUGCCUCUGUAUGAACGUGCACUGAAAAUUUAUGAAGACAGCUUUGGGCAUAUGCAUCCUCGUGUAGGGGAAACAUUAAAAAAUUUGGCUGUGCUAAGCUAUGAAGGGGGUGAGUUUGAGAAGGCUGCUGAGCUCUAUAAGAAAGCCAUGGAAAUUAAAGAAGAAGAGAUGCUGGUAAUGGGUGGAAAAGCUACUUCCCAUCACUCAUCAACUGGAGAUACACUCAGCAUUAAAAGUGCUUUUUCUCACAACAUGUAUUUUCAACAUGGACCAAGAUAAUGAAAAGUAGCAUAUUAAUCAUUAGAAGGAAAUAUUUUUGCUGAAAAGAAAUAACGUUUCAUUUUAAAAGAGUGGGAAAAGAUAGGAGAAAAAAAGUUAAAGAUUUGUAUUAGUUUAUGUUUAAACUAACACUGAUUUUGAGCUAAGGUGCACUGUUUUUAAAGAUUUGGCUAAUGUUUCAAAAAAUAUCUGUUAUGCUAUUAAUUUUUCUACCUUUUUUUAGAAACAACUUGAGUUGUUCUGCCCCCCCAUUAAGUAAGUAAAAAUCAUUUACUGGCCAUUUGGAUUUUUGGAUUGCCAUUUUUCUUCAUUGCAGAAAGUAGUUACAAAUGAAACUAGGAAUUAUCAGAACAAUUACAAUCUGCAUAUUAUUGCAGAAGCUUUAAUCUCAAUGAGAUUAUUUUUUUAUUUGUAAAAAUUAAAUGUAUAGUCAAAAUUAAGUAUUUGACUACUUAUACAGAUAAAUAUAGAUAGUCUUUAUGAUGAUAAUUGACCUCAAAAUUUUGCUAAGCAAGGCAAUUUUUAACUAAGUUUUGUGCCAUUUUAGGACUUUUGGGUACAAUUGUUAAGUGAAUUACUGCAAUUAUUAAGUGAAUUAUGUGAUCAUUAAGUGAAUCUGGUUUCUCUCAUUGACAUUGCAUCUCCAGAAAUGGUGUUCACAUGACUCCAGCACAGUGCAACAGUCAUAAAUACAUGCGAGUUGCCAAGUAUCCAAAUUUUGAUCAUGUGACCAGAGGGAUAUUACAACAAUCGUUAAGUGUGAAAAUUAAUCAUAAGUCACUUUUUUCAGUCUCUAAAUGAAUGUUUGUAAGUUGAGGACUACCUGUGGUUGAGAUAUAGAAUAGGAAAACUAGAUCUGAAUAGAAAUAUUUAAAAAUAAUAACACAAAUGUCUAAUUGCUAAAAAUGUAGACUUUGGAGUAGAAACCUUACCUUACCUUAAAUAUGUUUUUGUUUCAUUUGUCCUACAGUUUAGUAUUAUACGGAUAUGCUUACCACUUUCCCUGUAAUUCUUUAUGCUUUUCUAAGGACUGGGAAAUCACUGUUGUUUAUGUUCUUUAACUCUACUUUGGUACCCAAAUAUGGUCUUGGUUUACUGAAAAAAGCUAAUUUCAAAUAUUGGUUUAGGAAAGUGAAGUUUCAAUAAACUAUAAUAAACAUUAUCCACAGUAUAGAA
Messenger RNA from Ahaetulla prasina, 6131 nucleotides. It is a transcript of the gene NPHP3, whose product is annotated as nephrocystin 3. Gene Ontology annotation, biological process: kidney development; determination of left/right symmetry; convergent extension. Bases 1002 to 4955 code for a protein of 1317 amino acids. NCBI's taxonomy places the organism in Eukaryota, Metazoa, Chordata, Lepidosauria, Squamata, Colubridae. The record is from RefSeq and is a predicted model, not a curated record. Gene Ontology annotation, molecular function: protein binding. The transcript is spliced from 27 exons.